UUGAACUAAGCGAUAAUGUUACAGUUUGUUAGUUUUAGCACUGAUAAAUAAAAUCUUAGCCUGUUGAUGCAUAAAGAUAAGGAGCAUUAAAAAAUCAAUAUUUUUCCACUUUAUACUUUAGCGCGCCGACGUAAGAACCCCUUUUACUUGUUGAUUACAUUGUAAGUAGAGGUGAGUCUUAAAGCUGCCGAAGGUUUUGUUUCACUAACAGUCUAAGAAAAUCUCUAAGCUGUGCACGAUGUCCAACCCUUCGCUAGAGUUGGAGGACCGAGACCCUAAAUCGCUAAGUCAACAUCUACAGGUGUCCUGGGAGGAUGUUAUCGGAGAACCGGAUACGACCCGAAGUCCAGAAUGCGCUUGGAGGAUUAGCAACCAGUGCUUCGUAGUGUCGAGGAAUUGUUGUUACAUCUUCAUGUCUGUAAUUAUAGCCCCAUGUGCAGCCCUGUGCCUCGGCUGUAGUUUCGCAUGUCUAGCUUUCAAGCAUAUCUGGUGUUGGAAUCCGUGCCUGAGGGUGUGGAAGAUCAAUUGCUCCAUGUUCAAGUUAUACUUAACAUCAUGUUCCCAAGCAACAAUAGUUCCACUGGCAGAAGCUAUUGGUCAUUGCUGUUCUUCCAUAAAAGUGCGCACCCAGAGCCUUCCAAUUGGAAUUAAAGAAGACGUGAUGAUGGUCUGAAUCCGCAACCCGCAACCCACAGGGUUCAUGUUGAGCGCUCUUUGAAAUCUUUGCAAAUCCACUGCUCUCCUGUAAUGUAGAAAAGCAAUUAACGAGCAAUAAAAAAUUGGUCACGCAUUAUUUUCUUUCCC
This is a messenger RNA of Nicrophorus vespilloides, 804 nucleotides long. RefSeq names its product caveolin-3-like. Gene Ontology annotation, cellular component: caveola. The record is from RefSeq and is a predicted model, not a curated record. NCBI's taxonomy places the organism in Eukaryota, Metazoa, Arthropoda, Insecta, Coleoptera, Silphidae. Gene Ontology annotation, molecular function: molecular adaptor activity. Gene Ontology annotation, biological process: caveola assembly. The transcript has 3 exons. The coding region runs from base 239 to 673 and encodes 144 amino acids.